Helobdella robusta is the source of this 1285-nucleotide messenger RNA. RefSeq lists its product as hypothetical. Gene Ontology annotation, cellular component: cytoplasm. The transcript has 12 exons. Lineage: Eukaryota; Metazoa; Annelida; Clitellata; Rhynchobdellida; Glossiphoniidae. The coding region runs from base 1 to 864 and encodes 287 amino acids. The record is from RefSeq and is a predicted model, not a curated record.
AUGACUGAUUCAGAGGAGGAAAUUCCGGAUUUGGUUCCAAUAAAUAACUUUAAUGAUUCCACGAAAGAUCUGACAGACACAGAAACUGUAACAACAUGCAAGGCAGUGAAACAAAUUAAACAAAUAAGUGAGAAAAUAAAUACAAAAAGUUCUGGCAAAACUACAUUGCUCAAUUACAUUCUAACAGAGCAGCAUAACGUGAAGAUAGCUGUCAUCCUCAAUGAAUUUGGAGCCGGUAGCGCUUUAGAAAAGUCGCUGGCAAUCGGGGAGAAUGGCAAGUUGUACGAGGAGUGGCUCGAACUCAGGAAUGGCUGUAUGUGCUGCUCUGUCAGGGACAACGCUGUAAAAGCCAUUGAGCUGUUGAUGGGAAAGAAGGGCAACUUUGAUUACAUCCUAUUGGAGACCACCGGACUGGCCGAUCCAGGGCCCAUUGCCAACAUGUUCUGGGUAAACCUAGAUGAUAUACUAAACCUAAAUACGUUGAUGCUGGCUCCCAAGAGAAACGACUUGAUGAGAAAAGAAGUCAUUCACACCAAAGGCAUACGAUCAGUGACGGUAGAAUAUUCGAGAAACGUUGACAAGCAGCUGCUCGAGAACUUUCUCCAGCAGCUUCUGUGGGAGAAAAAUAUCGAGAGUUCAUCCAACAAGAGACACAUGCGUGUUAUCCGGAUAAAAGGAGUGUUAUCGAUAGAGAGCGAGGAACAUCAAGUACUGCUGCAGGGCGUUGAAGAAAUUUACGAACUCAAACAUACCAACGUCCCCUGGGCUGGGGAUGAUGUUCGGGUGACUAGGAUAGUCUUCAUUGGCCUAAAUCUCGACCUCGGUGUCCUCAAGUCAUGCGUUGAAAGUUGCCUGAUUGGUUGAUAGAUUGGGUGGCUGAUCAGUUGUUGAUUGAUUGAUUGAAUGGUUGAUUGAUUGAUUAGUUGUUGACUGGUUGGUUGAUUGAUUGGAUGGCUGAUUAGUUGAUUGAUUGAUUGGAUGUUGAUUGUUUGAUUAGUUGUUGACUGGUUGGUUGAUUGAUUGGUUGUUGACUGGUUGGUUGGUUGAAUAAUUUGAUUGAUUGAUUGAUUGAUUAACAGUUUCAGAUAAUAAUUCAACAACUCACCUAUGACCAAUCGCUUGAUUGGUUUAAUUAUUUAACGAACGACUGAAUGAACAAACAACUAAAUAAAUGAAUGAAUGAUUGAUUGAGCGUGGGUAGUUUCAGUUCCACUUCCUGUCUUUUUUCUAUUUUAACUCACAAUAAUAAAAAAAACACAAGACAUGCGAUUUUAAAAAAAUAAAA